GGGCCGCGCUCGGGGCCGCGCUCGGGGCCGGCGCGGCGCUGCCUGCCGGGGCCGCCCCGCCGUGCCUCGCUAGCGCCUUCGGCCGCGGAUGCGCCGCUCCGCUCCGGCUGCCGGCGAAGGAAGAAAAGUUUGGGGGCGACUUAGGGCAGCGGGAGCGCCCGAGGAGGAGAAGGAGGAGGAGGAGGUUGCGCGGUUUCCCCGGCUGAUCGGGAAGGAAGGAUGACCGAGGGAGGAUGUGCACCAGCAGCCAGAUCAUCGGGAGCCUCCUGGUGCUCUCCGUGCUGGAGAUAGGGUUAGGGGUGUCCAGCGUGGCCGUGGGGGCGGUCAGUUUCAGCCUGGUCCUCACAGAGCAUAAACCUCAGCUGGGAGACUCUUCUCCGUUCCUGCUUUGCGGCGUAUGUGGAAUAUUGUGCGCCAAAAAAAAAUCUGGACUUGUUAUGAUACUUUUUUCUGCCUGUUGCAUCUGUGGACUAAUAGGAGGAAUCUUAAAUUUUCAAUUUCUUCGUGCUCUGACAAAGAAGUCAUCUGCUCUCUAUUCUUUGCAUCUUGCCUCCAUGUCUCUUGCAUGCAUUGGAAUUGGUGGUUGCACCCUUUCUUCAUGGCUCACUUGUCGGCUAGCCAGCUAUGAACAAAGGCGAAUGUUCUCAGAAAGGGAACAUUCAUUGCAUCACUCCCAUGAAAUGGCAGAAAAAAGAUUGAGGGGUAUUGAAAUAACCGACCUGCCCAGCUGUCCGGUGAUUCCCCCGACACCAGAGUUACCUCCAAGGAAAUGACAGACAACCUAAGCAAUGGUGGCCCACAUCUGAUUUAUAAUGGAAGUGUAUAUUAAGAAAUUUUUAAAAGUUCCAUGGAAGGAAGUGGUUUUAGAAUUUUCUUCAGGAAAAAAAAUAGACUCCAAGAAAUUAAGAAAAUGAAACUAUCUUAGCUUUUAUGCUCAAACGUCACAACUGCCAACCAGCACAGUUGCAAUUCCCUUUUAGAACCAUGUUCAAAAUUUACCUCCUAAACAUUUUGCGGAUAUACAGUAUUUAUUCACUUCCUGCCUACUCUCUUUCAGUUUUUUGUCUGAAUAAUCUUUCUGAAUUGUGAUAGUAUUUGAAAUAGACUUCUCAAGACUCUUAUUCUCAUGAAGACUCAAAAAUCAGAAAAAACCCCAAACUGAACUGCAUUUAGCCCACUCAAAGGAGAAGGCAGAGGAAGAAUGGCUCAGGGGAAUCUUUUUCUCCUCUCCACUUAGCAGCAUCUGGUGCAAUACGAUGGCUUCAGAUCAUGGCAUGGUACAGCAACACAUCUGCACAGUCCCUCUCCUCACAUUUUGAAUGCAUCCUGCCUCUGUUUUCCCAGUAGAUCAUAUCAAAGGAGUGCAAACUCCUUACAAAAAGCUACCCUUCCACAUCCAGAGUGUAAAUGAACAGUGUACUGAAAACAAAACCGAUGUCUUUGUUUUGAAAGACAGAAUGCUCUAAGAAUGCCAUAAAUCAAAACCUCAAUAAUGCCUUGUUGUAAAUAAAUUGUAAAUAUUUCCAAUUUGUGAAUGAAGUAUAUUUCGUAAUUUGUUCAUAAAAGAUGACAAAUAAAAUGAAAUCUAAAGCAGAGAUUU
Molecule: messenger RNA, 1600 nt
Organism: Oenanthe melanoleuca
Lineage: Eukaryota; Metazoa; Chordata; Aves; Passeriformes; Muscicapidae
Gene: TMEM196
Product: transmembrane protein 196
Exons: 5
Coding region: 234-773 (179 amino acids)
Source: RefSeq, a predicted model, not a curated record